GGUGGCAGAUCUGCAGGCCGUCACUGUCACCGAGACCUCGUCCGUCCCGGACUCCGCCAUGCUCAAUGGCAUGGCAAAAUUGUCGAAGAACCCGACGGUCAUCCUGGCGGCAGACUCUUUUCGAGGGCAGAUCGACCGCAUCGAUACCGUCACGGGCGAGGCCGACGUGGUCAUCCAGGAUGAUCUGUUCAAGCCGAACUCCGCUCUGUCGCUCGGUAUCAACGGCCUCAAAGUGCUCGGAGAGUACCUCUACUUUACAAACUCAGCACAGGCCAUCUUUGCCCGCAUCAAGAUCAACCCUGACGGGACCAAGGCAGCGGCGGCCGAGAUCCUUGCAACCCUGCCCGGGACGCCUUCGCGGCAGAACUUCUACGAUGAUUUUGCGAUCCGCGAGACCAGUGAGGGCAAGCUGGAGGCAUACAUCGCCACGCAGGCAAACACAGUGUUUAAGGUCCUCGACGGGCAUCAGUCACUCUUCUUGGGUGGCGGCAACAGCACCUUGCUGAGGGUUCCGACAAGUGUGACCUACAGCAGGGAUGGCUCCAAGGUCUACAUUGUCACUGGUGGCGGACAGGUUGUGGAAGCACAUUUGUGACGCCAUCUACUGCCUAUCUUUGGAGAGCUUAGGCAGGCUAUCUGGCAGCUAUUUGAUAGCGUACACGAGUUUGUACCCCGGAAUCUUGCCAUCGCGACACUCCUGGAAACCCCGAGUAACAGCAUCGAGGCCUCCAUCAAUGAUUCUUGUCUUGUUGGGCUUAUUCUUGCCCGAGCUGAGCCAGUCUCCGAUCUUGGGGCAGAACUCGGCGCCCAGUUCGUGGUCCGCCUUAUUCGGCGGCCAGUAGAACUCUCCAUAGUGGUGCUUUUCAAGAGAUGCAGUCUAUUCCAACACGUC
Microdochium trichocladiopsis is the source of this 892-nucleotide messenger RNA. RefSeq lists its product as uncharacterized. The transcript has a single exon. NCBI's taxonomy places the organism in Eukaryota, Fungi, Ascomycota, Sordariomycetes, Xylariales, Microdochiaceae. The record is from RefSeq and is a predicted model, not a curated record. The coding region runs from base 59 to 595 and encodes 178 amino acids.